This is a messenger RNA of Acanthoscelides obtectus, 693 nucleotides long. Lineage: Eukaryota; Metazoa; Arthropoda; Insecta; Coleoptera; Chrysomelidae. The record is from the annotation of a GenBank genome assembly.
AUGCAGACCAAUACACAUAAUCAUCCAGAUGCGAUCUUGCUAUUCAACCCAACCAUUUGGCCUCACAAAACAUAUGCAACCAAUAAUGCGUGUAGCUUAGUUGAGUGAUUCCUCCUUAGAUGGACGUUCACACCGAUCCUAGUGAGCAAACGUGGAAUGACUGUUAGUAGAUAGGGUUUGUAUGUUCUGGGACGCCCUUGAGCGCCGACCUUCGGUGCCAAACGACCUUGAGAGCUGACCUUCGGUGCCAACCUUGAAAUGUAACCUUGAAACGAGACCUUGAGUUUCCGAGUGACCUUGAGUUUUUCGAGUGACCUUGAACGUGACCUUGAGUUUCCGAGUGACCUUCAAGUGUGACCUUGAGUUUCCGAGUGACCUUGAAGUGUGACCUUGAACAUAUAUGAUCUCGAUCACUCUCGACCUUGAGUGGGUGUGACCUUGUAGGAGUGAACGACCUUGAGAUGUAGGUGGGAUGACCUUGGAAAUAUACGCUUAAAUUGUGGAACUCGCCGAGAGAAGUCAGUUCUGUAGUUGCAAGUGGCGCAAAUGAUACGGUACUAGUGGGAUGUAGAAUAUAAUAUUGGCGAAGAAAAGUAGGUGUUUAGUCUGUCAAACGAAGAAACUAUUGAAGCAUGCAAAGGAGUUUCGCUUCAUUCGUAGGUGGUGUUGUUGCGAGACAUUUUUAGUUUAUUG